CGCGCUAGCUGAUAGUGCCACUUUCGCCGGAUUCCUGUGCUUCCCAAGUCACUCCACGGCCAAGCUUGUUUUCAUCCUAGCUCGGCAGACGUUCUUUAUAGUAACCCCCGCCACCACCAGCCGCUGGCGAAAUCGAUCGCGUUGGAAAGGCCUCCGUGAACUCAUAAAAACCGCUCGCAAGGAGGUCGUGAACCUUGUGGGUAGUGUGACCCACCAAAAUGGAGAAGCAUCGGGACACGAUCCACAAGGACUUGGACGAGACGGCAACUAUCAAGAUCGUGUCAGGCACAGUCGAUGCAUCGUGGUCGAGCUUCACGGUCAUCAAGCAG
This is a messenger RNA of Cantharellus anzutake, 329 nucleotides long. RefSeq lists its product as uncharacterized. NCBI's taxonomy places the organism in Eukaryota, Fungi, Basidiomycota, Agaricomycetes, Cantharellales, Hydnaceae. The annotation marks the transcript as partial. The record is from RefSeq and is a predicted model, not a curated record. The transcript has 2 exons.